This is a messenger RNA of Elaeis guineensis (African oil palm), 1095 nucleotides long. Lineage: Eukaryota; Viridiplantae; Streptophyta; Magnoliopsida; Arecales; Arecaceae. The record is from RefSeq and is a predicted model, not a curated record.
AUGCUCACGCAAUUGAUUCUCUCAGGAAAUCAGCUGUCUGGUUCGAUCCCUGAAGAGCUUGGCAACAUAGCAAGUUUAGAACUGCUUCAUCUGUCUGGAGACGUUCUAACUGGUUCCAUUCCCUCAUCCUUAACAAACUUGACUAUGAUGUCCGACUUUGAUCUUUCACAAAACAAGCUUUCAGGCUCUAUCCCUCACGAGCUAGGAAAUUGGAGAGACCUUGAUAGUCUGAGUCUUUAUAUGAACAGGCUCACUGGUCCAGUCCCUCAUUCAGUAGGUAAUUUAAGCAGCCUAACCGAUCUGCGUAUUUAUCAAAAUAGGCUAUCAGGCAAGCUACUUGCUGAAAUAACCAAUCUCACGCAUAUAUCCACACUCUAUGUGAGCAUCAAUGAUUUCUCUGGCUAUUUGCCACAAGAUCUAUGCCAAGCUGGGCACCUGAAAACUCUCACUGUAGAUUCCAACCAUUUCAUUGGCCCCAUCCCAAGAGGCUCGAGAAACUGCACGAGCCUAAUACGAGUAAGGCUCCAAAGGAACCAACUCACAGGAAAUGUAUCAGAAGAGUUCGGAGUAUAUGAGCAUCUUGAUUACAUCGAUCUGAGCUAUAAUCAACUGUAUGGUGAGCUCUCAUCUAAAUCGGGGGAAUGCAAAAACUUGACAGUAUUGAAGGCAUCUGGAAACAAUAUAGGUAGUAAUAUUCCACCUGGUUUAGGACAAUUGAGUCGACUGGGAGUACUAGACCUUUCAUCGAACAAGCUGGAAGGUGAUAUCCCUGGAGAGCUUGGAAAGAUGAUUUCCCUGUUCAACUUGAGCCUAAAUGAUAACAAACUAUCAGGAAAGAUGCCACCAGAAAUCGGAAAGUUGUCGAACCUUGAGAUCCUUGAUCUCUCAUCAAACAACUUGAGUGGGGGAAUACAAAGCCAGUUAGGAGCCUGCACCAAAUUGCGAUACUUAAAAUUGAGCAACAACAAUCUCAAUGGAGCCAUACCAAUGCAAAUUGGUGACUUGGAGGAUCUACAGCUCCUCCUAGAUCUCAGCCACAACUUACUCAAUGGGAAGUUGCCACCACAGCUUGGAAAGUUGCAGAUGCUUAUGUAA